CGUCUCUAGACGCCUCGACAUCACACCAUUCACCAUAUCCAAUUUCGAUAUGCCAAAACUAUUAAACGGUUUAUACAGUGGCAAUCGUGCCAUUUCACCAGAACUCAUGGAGUCGCAGCCGGCACUGGGAUCUGGUUCGAUAAAAUCAAAAGGGAAGUUCUGGAUAUUUUCAAUGAUAAUUGAGCGUGUGUCAAGUCCCAGACGUGCUGAUAGCGAAGAUGCAGAUACACCACUUGAGUCAAUAUUGCAAGCAGACCCUGCCGUAGAACAAGUUUGUCUUUUGCGUGACAGUCCGUUCAGGAUAUUAAGGGCAGCUGAAGCUGGAAACUUGGAUGAUUUUAAACGUUUAUAUCAGGCUGACAACACACGCUUAGCUCUGCAGGAUGGGAAAGGAAGAACGGCAGCACAUCAAGCAGCCGCUCGAAAUCGAGUAAACAUCUUACGUUAUAUCGGUGAUCAAAACGGCGAUUUUAAUACUAAGGAUAAUGCAGGGAAUACGCCCUUACAUAUUGCAGUUGAGUUCGAUGCUUAUGAUGCUAUGGAAUAUUUGUUAUCUGUUCCUGUUGAUACAAGUGUCCUCAAUGAUAAGAAACAAGCACCUGUUCACUUGGCUACAGAAUUAAAUAAAUUUAAGUGCUUGUGUGUUAUGGGCAAAUAUCGUAAUGUUAUUAACAUACAACAAGGCGGCGAACAUGGACGCACUGCAUUACAUAUAGCAGCUAUUUACGAUCAUGAGGAAUGCGCACGUUUACUGAUAACUGAAUUUGGUGCAUGCCCCCGUAGACCCUGCAACAAUGGUUACUAUCCCAUACAUGAAGCGGCAAAAAAUGCUAGCUCCAAAACGAUGGAAGUUUUUUUCCAGUGGGGCGAACAACGCGGUUGCACACGUGAGGAAAUGAUAUCGUUUUACGAUUCGGAAGGUAAUGUACCACUGCACUCUGCAGUGCAUGGAGGUGAUAUCAAAGCUGUGGAAUUAUGUCUCAAAUCAGGAGCUAAAAUAUCGACACAACAACACGAUCUUUCUACGCCAGUGCACUUGGCGUGUGCUCAGGGUGCAAUUGAAAUUGUCAAGUUAAUGUUUACAAUGCAACCGCUUGAGAAAAGAAUCUGUCUUAGUUGCACAGACGUACAGAAAAUGACACCUUUACACUGUGCAUCUAUGUUUGAUCAUCCCGAUAUCGUUGAGUAUUUAAUUAGAGAGGGUGCUGAUAUCAAUGCACUGGAUAAAGAGCAUCGUUCACCUUUGCUUUUAGCUGCAUCCAGAUGUGGUUGGAAAACUGUACAUGUACUUAUACGUCUAGGAGCAAAUAUAAGCGAAAAGGAUUCGAAUGCACGAAAUGUGCUACACUUUGUCAUUAUGAACGGUGGACGUUUACCAGAUUUUGCUGAAGAAGUCAGUAAGACUCAAUCACAUUCACAAUUGGAACAUUUGCUUAAUGAAAAAGAUAAUACUGGUUGUUCACCAUUGCAUUAUGCCAGUCGUGAUGGACAUAUACGUUCACUUGAAAAUCUCAUCCGUUUGGGCGCUUGUAUUAAUCUCAAAAAUAAUAAUAAUGAAAGUCCACUACACUUUGCAGCACGUUACGGUCGUUACAAUACAGUGCGACAAUUGUUAGACUCCGAAAAAGGCUCCUUCAUUAUAAAUGAAAGUGAUGGUGUUGGCAUGACACCUUUACACAUUGCUUCACAGCAAGGACAUACACGUGUAGUACAAUUAUUGUUAAAUCGUGGUGCUUUACUACAUCGGGAUCAUAAUGGACGCAAUCCAUUGCAACUGGCCGCUAUGUCUGGUUAUACACAAACCAUUGAAUUACUGCAUUCUGUGCAUUCACAUUUACUGGAUCAGGUUGAUAAGGAUGGUAAUACCGCAUUGCAUUUAGCUACAAUGGAAAAUAAGCCUCAGUCAAUUUCUGUGUUGCUUUCAAUGAACUGCAAAUUGCUUUACAAUUAUAUGGACAUGAGCGCUAUUGACUAUGCAAUCUAUUACAAAUAUCCGGAGGCAGCUUUAGCUAUGGUUACGCAUGAAGAGCGCGCCAAUGAGGUUAUGAUACUAAAGUCCGACAAGCAUCCUUGUGUAACCUUAGCACUUAUUGCAUCUAUGCCAAAAGUGUUUGAAGCCGUACAGGACAAAUGCAUUACUAAGGCUAAUUGCAAAAAGGACUCCAAAAGUUUUUACAUUAAGUAUUCAUUCGCUUUCUUGCAAUGUCAUUUUAUGUUCGCCAAAAUCGAUGAACGCACUGGUGAGCCAGUUUUGCAAAGUAACCCAACACCUUUACCAGCAUUAAAUACCAUGGUCAACCAUGGACGCGUCGAACUUUUAGCUCAUCCAUUGAGUCAAAAAUAUUUACAAAUGAAAUGGAACUCUUAUGGAAAAUAUUUUCAUCUAACUAAUCUCUUGAUAUAUUCAAUAUUUUUAUUGUUUGUAACAAUUUAUUCGUCCUUAAUGAUGAAUGGUAUUGAAUUACGGAAUGCGGCAAAUAAACAAGAAAUCAAUAUCAGUAAAAACGAAUUCGAAGGACAUAACCAUUCCAAUUGGUUCCCAGCAGUAGCUCCAGAUAUCUUGCUAAAUACUCCAUGCUAUGAAAGCAUUCGAAAAUCAUCAGCUAUUGUUGUAUGCGCGGUUGCUAUUAUUGUCUACAUUACCUUGAACUCUUUGCGCGAGAUAAUUCAAAUGUAUCAACAACGUCUGCAUUAUAUACUGGAAAUAGUUAAUCUGAUCUCUUGGGUAUUAUAUAUAUCAGCAUUGAUAAUGGUUACCCCUGUUUUUGAUGCUGAUGGUAGAAUCAAUACAAUACAUUAUUCCGCUGCUUCGAUAGCUGUGUUUUUGUCAUGGUUUAGAUUGUUGCUAUUCUUACAACGCUUUGAUCAAGUUGGAAUAUAUGUUGUAAUGUUUCUGGAAAUCCUACAAACGCUCAUUAAAGUAUUAUUGGUUUUCUCUAUACUUAUAAUUGCAUUCGGUCUGGCAUUUUAUAUUCUAUUGUCGAAGAUAAUUGAUCCUCAGCCGAAUAAUUUAUCAUUUUCAAACAUACCGAUGUCUUUGCUUCGAACCUUUUCCAUGAUGUUGGGUGAACUUGAUUUUGUUGGCACUUACGUACAUACAUUCUAUCGCGAUCAAUUGAAGGUACCUGUAACUUCAUUUCUGAUUUUAAGCGUUUUUAUGAUCUUGAUGCCAAUUCUUCUCAUGAAUCUGCUCAUCGGUUUGGCAGUCGGCGAUAUAGAAUCUGUUCGACGAAAUGCACAAUUAAAGCGUUUAGCCAUGCAGGUGGUACUCCACACUGAGCUGGAACGCAAGCUUCCGCAAGUGUGGCUGCAGAAAAUUGAUAAAAUGGAAUUAAUUGAGUAUCCAAAUGACACCAAAUGCAAAUUGGGUUUUAUGGAUUUCAUUCUACGUAAAUGGUUUUCAAACCCAUUUAGUGAGGAAUCUUCUUUGGAUGCUAUUCCCUUUGAAAACAGUGAUGACUACAUCAAUGCUGAAUUGGAUAAGCAAAGACGUAAAUUACGUGACAUAAGUCGUUCUCUAGACCAACAACAUCAUUUGUUACGCUUAAUUGUGCAGAAAAUGGAAAUAAAAACUGAGGCUGAUGAUGUUGAUGAAGGUGUUAAUCCAAACGACAUGCGGUCCUUGUCAUCUUAUAAUACUGUUUCUGCUAGUUCUCGUUGGACUUCACCGAGGAUACGCACCAAACUUAGCGCAGCAUUAAGUUUUAACAAAAGUUUUGAAACACAUCGCAGAUUUUGAUCCAUUUACUUAGAAUGGCGAUAA
Messenger RNA from Teleopsis dalmanni, 3763 nucleotides. RefSeq names its product transient receptor potential cation channel subfamily A member 1 (gene TrpA1). Gene Ontology annotation, biological process: monoatomic ion transport; transmembrane transport. NCBI's taxonomy places the organism in Eukaryota, Metazoa, Arthropoda, Insecta, Diptera, Diopsidae. The transcript has 18 exons. Gene Ontology annotation, cellular component: membrane. Bases 50 to 3739 code for a protein of 1229 amino acids. The record is from RefSeq and is a predicted model, not a curated record. Gene Ontology annotation, molecular function: protein binding; monoatomic ion channel activity.